Folsomia candida is the source of this 3228-nucleotide messenger RNA. RefSeq lists its product as uncharacterized. The transcript is spliced from 11 exons. Lineage: Eukaryota; Metazoa; Arthropoda; Collembola; Entomobryomorpha; Isotomidae. The record is from RefSeq and is a predicted model, not a curated record. Bases 834 to 2720 code for a protein of 628 amino acids.
AUUUUGCAGAAACACGGAGAAGAUUAUUGGAGCCAGGCAGGCAAACAAGCAGCAGAAUGAGAGAGGCAUGUCUGCGCUCUCAAUUCAAAUCAAAUCAUCGGGUGACAAAAUAAAAAGCUACCAAAGUUUCUAUAAUUCCUAAAAUUUCGUUAAAAAUGUGCUUGGUAAGUUGUGGGAGGUGCCUGUCGAGUGAAAUUAUCAAAGGAUACAAACUAAAUACUUUAAAGAACUUAUCAGGUGACCAGUAGUGAUUGGAAAUAGUGAAAGAAUUUCGUACCCAUUUUGCACAAAGUUUAAUUAUUCAAAUAAUUUGAAUCAAAUUAAGAAUUCUUCAACUACUCUCGGAUAGUGAAUCUCGUCAGAUUUCAUGUCAUCAUGUUGCAUAAUAUCUGGCUUUGACAUUCUUUAAAUUCGCCAUCCAGCAUGACUUGCCAACUUAUUAAGUAACCUUCUAUGGACAGAGAAUUGCAAUAGUGGGACACAUUAUGUACACCUUUAGGACAAAGUUGAGACAAUCCUGCUCAUAUUCCCGACUUUCUCUUCACUACCUCCACCAUGAAAAUCUUGCUCUAAAUCUAUGUACUAAAUAUAUGUACAUCUUCACGUACUAAUAUUCUUCUAUCGAUCAAACAAAUUAGUUCAACCUUCGUUCUAUGUUUGCCAAACAACUUAUUUUUUAGUUUGUCUAUUUUAUUUAGUAAUUUAGCAUCUCUCACUUUUUCAAAGUGCCGACUAAAUAAACAAAUCCAUGAAAGCGUCGCUUCUCGGGGUGAAGGAAUUCAUUACGAAACGGAAUAAUUUUAGGUUAAUGGAUUCAAAUAGUUAGUCGAAUCAUGUUCAGCUCGAGCGGACUGCUCCCCACGGUGGGGACGAAGGGCCAUCGGGUCCAUGCAAGAAGAUCUCAUAAGCACAGUAGGAGAAAGGGCACGGUACAAAAGUUGACGGAAUGCAUCGGCAAAGCGAUGAAUCUAGGGUUUCGGUAUGACCCCGGUGUUGACAGUGGUGGCGACCCUGACCUGUACGGGUACGCGUGUUCAUCCCGGUGUAAGCAUCCCAUCCAUUUGGAUAAGGGUGGUCGUUCCGGAAGUAGGGGGAAAUCAGAAGACCUCAUCCCCGAACAUUUGUAUAGGAAAUAUACGGAAACCGAUUCACGACCCUUGACCCCUGAUUUGGUUCGGAGGUCGGUUUCUCUCCCGCGAGGGAAGAGCUUAUCCGAAGAGCGGAGUCGUCGCUGUCUCACACCUGAACCGGAAACACGCCAAUGUGAAUUCCACCACCGCCGAGUUCUUAUCCUUGACCUGCGUCGGGUCAAAAGUGUCGAUAUGAUUGGACGACAAGGGUCUCGCACGCCAGGAACGUCGAUCGACUCGACGGGUGACGACACCACAACGGACGCCGCCCUGUUUCAGUUCUCCCCUCGAAAUUUGUCCGUGUCGAGGUCGAUUACGCCAAAGACGCCAAAGUUGCGUGGGAAAGGUGGGAAGAAGAAGAGGGCGAAGGAGAGGUCAAGCUCUCCCAUUACAUAUGAGAGAUCGACCAGUCCCAAGAUUUUGGAAGGGUUGACUCUGCCUCCACUCCAUUCUUCCGUCCUCACUCUGUUGGGGGGUCUGAGAUCAAAACCAUCACAGAGGGGAGACUUCAUGACGAACCACCUUCAAGGUCACCAAGGUCAAGGAACCAUCUCUGCCAAUCCAGAUCAAACUGGAACAACGAAACAUAAGAAAUUGCGACGCCAUGGUCGCACCCGGAAUAAAAACGGGCCGGCUACCUCCGACCAAAAUGAGACGGCAAGUAAAAAUCGUGCCGGCUCUGAAGAGGUCAAAAAGGUGGAAGAUCCUAAUGAAACACAAGUUUCGACCAUCGCUGCUGCCUCUGCGUCCACCGCUCUGCUCGAAGUGGACGCGGAUGACCAAGCAAAAUCACCCACCUCGCCGCUUCCCUUUCCUGGCGAUGAAGGGCUGGAAAAUUUUAUACAAAACAUGAAAAACUUCCGACAAUCACGCCAAGCCUUGUAUUCCGUGUUGGACGAUUAUUUGAGUGGAAAGGUGUGGAGUCCACAGGAGAUGGACGCUUUGGACACUCAGAUAGACGGGAUAUCGCAAGAAUUUCGUAAACUGGAGACCAAAUUCCAAACCCAGAGCAUCAACUUGAAGGAAAGCACUUGGCUUAGCUUUCCUCGCACGUGGUCGCGUAACAGUGCCACGUUUUUUGCGCCGAAUGACACCAAAGCGUUAAGAGAAAUGAAGCCGUUGGACUACUUGAAAAAGUAUGUGACUGUGAGCGGACCUCGCAAACAUUUGUACAGCCUAAUCUUUCAGCGGUAUCGAACCAUGGAGAAUCCGACCAAGGACUGGAUCUGGAUCAAGACGUUGCAAGCCGCCGUGUCCGAAGUGUUGGGGAGACCCUUCUCUGGGGACGAGAUGGUUCAACUGUGUCACUACUAUUUGGGCGAGGAUGACUGGGAAAGGCCCAUUUCAGAGGCAGAAUUCACGGGGACGUGCGCCUUCUGUGAACGUAUCUAUGCCGUUUAUUCACUAGAAGAUAACUCAGAAUGUCACACCUGCUAUAAAACUCCCUCUCGAUUUCGUCACGGCUGCCACUCGGAUCAAAAAGACCACCUCGAGACGGCUGACCUUGCCUAUCUUCACACCAAACUGCGCGACGGCCUCGUUCCACCCGCCCUGACUCACCUCCUUCUCGCCCUCGCCAACCAAAAAUAGCUACCCACGUUUUUUAGCAACUAAAAAUCUACCUUUUUUGUGCCCAUUCAAUUUCUUUGCAUUACUCAUUUUUUUACGUGUGGCGCAAGUGAACCAUAAAUAAUUUAACAAAUCAAGUCCGCCACUUUUUGAAACUUAAUACAUUUUCUUUAUUUCGUUUCGAAAACGGAAGAAAACGCAACAAUACGACUCCCCGAGGAAAAUUUAGACAGUUUUUGGUUUUCUAAUCAUUUCUGGCAUUAUUAUCGUAGUUACUGUAGUGUAGGAUGGUUCUUGUUUUUAUCGGGAUUGAAAUACUGUUACAAAUUAUUAAGGUGUGGAAUGACCUAUAGCUGCAUGUACACCUUUCCUUUGGAGAUUGCUCCUCAUGCUUUUUAAUUCUAAUAUUAUCGCCCACAUAUUUACCAACUGAUCGUGUCAUAAUAAUCUUUCAAGGCAAUUAUUAUUAUUAUUACUUUGUGUAGGAAACAUUGUUGAUGUAUAAUUCAAUUCAUGAUAUUGAUAUCAA